Molecule: messenger RNA, 1282 nt
Organism: Helicoverpa armigera (cotton bollworm)
Lineage: Eukaryota; Metazoa; Arthropoda; Insecta; Lepidoptera; Noctuidae
Product: cysteine-rich with EGF-like domain protein 2
Exons: 1
Coding region: 149-1267 (372 amino acids)
Molecular function (GO): calcium ion binding
Source: RefSeq, a predicted model, not a curated record
UUUGUCAUUUUCGAUUUGACUUAUUUAUAUGCCGUGUUUUUAUCUUAAGGUUAUGGAUAGUUAAUUAUUAUAAAUAGUAAUAAGCAAAAGAAGUAAUAAAAUUAUCAAUCAAAGAAGCUUAAUCAAUAGUUAAAAUUAACUUCCAACUAUGGGAAUUUUUGAGAUACCAAGGAUAUUUUUUCUGAUGUUGCUUUUGUUUUGUGUAUUUAUAAGUAGCAAAAAACUUAACUUGCGCGAUUCAAAAUAUUCUCCUGAUUCAAAGGAAUUGAAUGAAUGUCGACGAUGUAAAGUGUUAACAGAUUCUUUUAAUACUUGGCUCGAGAAAACUUCUAGAGGAAAAUAUGAAGGCGGAGAUACAGCUUGGGAGGAAGCAAAAUUGAAAUCAUAUGCGCGUAGUGAGGUUCGUCUGGUAGAAAUACAAGAAGGUUUAUGUUCAGAAUUAAAAAUACAUCAAGAUGCAUGCUAUGCAAUUGCUGAGGAAUCAGAACAAGUUCUUGAAAAGUGGUGGUUCAAUAAAGAUUCAGUUUCACUAGAUUUAUACACAUGGUUAUGUAUUGAAAAUCUUCAACAUUGUUGUCCAAGUAAACAUUAUGGCCAAGCAUGUGAACCGUGUCUCCAAGAUGAGCACAAUAAUGUGUGUGCCGGACAUGGCCGUUGUGAUGGUGCUGGCACUCGGAAAGGAAAUGGUACAUGCAUAUGUAAAAAAGGUUACACAGGAAAACUUUGUGAUGAAUGUGCUGAGAGUUUUUACCAAACUAGUACAGGUUCUUGUGAAGUAUGCCACAAGGCUUGUGAUGGAUGUAGUGGGGAAGGUGCAGCUGCUUGUGAUUCAUGCAACCCUGGUUGGGAAAUGCAGUCUGGUGUGUGCAUAGACAUAGAUGAAUGUGUGGAGGCAGUUUGUGAAGGUCACUAUUACUGUAGCAAUACAGAAGGCUCUUAUAAAUGUAAUGAAUGUGAUUUAUCAUGCAAAAGUUGUGCUGGUGAAGGAUCUUCAAACUGUACAUCAUGUGAGUCUGCCAGUGUGCUAUGGUUCGGCAUGUGUAUAGACAAUGAACUCAAACAAAAUAUUUUAACAAGUACCUAUAAAAGAAUAGCAAUGUAUGUUGGUUUGCUAAUCAUUACAAUAUUUAUAUCACACACAUCAAGAUCAAUAGCUUCAAUUGUAGUUUUAAUUAUUGCAAUAUUAAUGUACUUCUUAGAGAGGAAUCUGAAAAUGAAUACUUUAGAUGUAGUUACCCAAACAUUAAAUGAAAAUGGGAUAUUAUAAAUUGCAUAUCAAAUA